This is a messenger RNA of Drosophila hydei, 782 nucleotides long. RefSeq lists its product as uncharacterized. The coding region runs from base 182 to 610 and encodes 142 amino acids. The record is from RefSeq and is a predicted model, not a curated record. The transcript is spliced from 3 exons. Lineage: Eukaryota; Metazoa; Arthropoda; Insecta; Diptera; Drosophilidae.
UUUGCCUUUUGACGUUCAGUUCGUUACAGGCAACGCGGCAGCAAGUUAGUUGCGCAUCUUUAAACGUAUUUAAAUAAUAUUUAUACGAAAAUAACGCCAUAAAUCGUUAAGCCAGCCACACUUAACUUAAACUUAACUUAAAAGCCAAAGUCAAAGUCAAAAGCAAUACAAACCAUAAAAAAUGGCCGAAGAUCCAUUGAAUCAGCGCGCAUUUGCCGAAGAUGUGGCCGCUGCCGCCGCGGCUGGCGGUGAUCAGGGUUUCGCCUUGCCCCCAGGCGCUAGUCCUGGUGCGGCUGACUUCCAAAUGCCCAGCGCUGAUGAGAUAUGGAAAAUGAUUGAGUCCAUGGACGGCAUUACAGAUGAUGAACGCGCCGAGCUGCGCGAAAGCAUUUUUAAUCCAAAGCCACCAUCGCCAGAUGAUUUUAUGAAAUAUGGACAUCCGGGCCACAGCUCGAGAGAGUAUCUAAUAUUCUUUGUGAUGAUAGCGCUCAUAUUGAUAGUCUUCGCUCUCUUCGGCUUCAAGCUCUAUAAAUCGCUGACUGAGAAGGAGCUCAAGAAACAGGAGAAGCUCAAGAGCAAACAGCAGAAGAAAAUCAAGAAAUCGAACUAAGCGACCGCUCUCUAUAUAUCAUCUCCUUGUCUUUAUAUAUAAAUAUAGUGAAAACAAUUAUAUAGCUACAUACCGCAAUAAUUGUUCAUUUUGAAAUUUAUAUUAAAUUGCAAAAGUUUUGUUUUAAAUGGUAAAAAAACCUCAAAUAAAAGUUGCCUGUAAAUGAAAAUCA